Molecule: messenger RNA, 1074 nt
Organism: Elephantulus edwardii (Cape elephant shrew)
Lineage: Eukaryota; Metazoa; Chordata; Mammalia; Macroscelidea; Macroscelididae
Gene: DNAJC18
Product: DnaJ (Hsp40) homolog, subfamily C, member 18
Exons: 8
Coding region: 1-1074 (357 amino acids)
Biological process (GO): cellular response to misfolded protein
Cellular component (GO): endoplasmic reticulum membrane
Molecular function (GO): Hsp70 protein binding
Source: RefSeq, a predicted model, not a curated record
AUGGCGGCGACUCUAAACAGUGGAGAACGCUGGACAGAAGCAUAUAUUGAUGCAAUUAGGAGAAACAAAUAUUCAGAAGACAUACCUGAGAGUCAUGACCCCUGUGGUUGCUGUAACUGCAUGAAGGCACAGAAAGAGAAGAAGUCUGAGAAUGAGCGGAAUCAGAGUCGGCCGGGUGAGGGCAGUGCCACUUACACUGAAGAGCAACUGCUUGGGGUGCAAAGGAUCAAGAAAUGCAGAAAUUACUAUGAAAUUCUGGGAGUUCCAAGAAAUGCCAGUGACGAAGAGCUUAAGAAAGCUUAUCGAAAACUUGCCCUGAAAUUUCAUCCUGACAAGAACUGUGCUCCUGGUGCAACAGACGCUUUCAAAGCAAUAGGAAAUGCCUUUGCAGUCCUGAGCAAUCCCGACAAGAGACUCUCCUAUGAUGAAUAUGGAGAUGAGCAAGUGACGUUCACUGCCCCCCAUGCCAGACCAUAUCAUUAUUACAGGGAUUUUGAAGCUGACAUCUCUCCAGAAGAACUAUUCAACGUCUUCUUUGGAGGACAUUUUCCUACAGGAAAUAUUCAUAUGUUCUCAAACAUGACAGACGAUGCCCAUUAUUAUCCCCGGCGUCACAAACAUGAGAGGAUGCAGACACGGAAGGAAGAGGAAGAAGAUAAACCUCAGACCACAUAUUCUGCAUUUAUCCAGUUACUUCCAGUCCUUGUGAUAGUGAUUAUAUCAGUCAUCACUCAGCUUCUGGCUACUAAUCCCCCUUACAGCCUAUUUUACAAAUCGACCUUGGGCUACACAAUUGCUAGAGAAACCCAGAACCUGCAGGUGCCUUACUUUGUGGAUAAAAACUUUGACAAGGCCUACCGAGGAGCAUCUCUACGUGACCUGGAGAAGACGAUAGAAAAGGAUUACAUUGAUUACAUCCAGACGAGUUGUUGGAAGGAGAAACAGCAAAAGUCAGAGUUGACCAAUCUGGCAGGAUUAUACAGAGAUGAACGGCUGAGACAGAAAGCGGAGUCACUGAAACUUGAAAACUGUGACAAACUGUCCAAACUUAUUGGCCAGCGCAGAGGCGGCUGA